Messenger RNA from Hypoxylon trugodes, 2354 nucleotides. RefSeq names its product amidase signature enzyme. The transcript is spliced from 6 exons. Gene Ontology annotation, molecular function: catalytic activity. The coding region runs from base 603 to 2324 and encodes 573 amino acids. Lineage: Eukaryota; Fungi; Ascomycota; Sordariomycetes; Xylariales; Hypoxylaceae. The record is from RefSeq and is a predicted model, not a curated record.
GAAAAUUGGAGGCAAGUUGUUCUUAAUAGGGCACUUGGGGGCCGAUCCUCAGCGCAAAUAUGUCUAGAUCCGUUAAGACAGAUUCCGAUCCCUCGCCUGGUAAUAUCACCCUAAGACGGAAGGAUUGGUUCGUAGUUGACAAUGGUAGUCGCAAAUAGGUACAUCCUAAAGACGAGCUUAUACAAUGGUCCGCAUAGGUACCGACUUACGGUGACCUAUGUUCUCAUGCGCUAUCACUCGGUCGCGUUGUCUGGAAUAUCUCCACCUAAUGACCUAGGUGAGACCCAAUAAGCUAGUUAUUGGAUGAACAGACACAUCUGCGACGAGUACAUUUGACGUGCGACAUAGCGGAGCACCGACGCGGGACAGGGAACUUGAUGCUCGUAUACCCUCGACCAAUCACAGUCGUGAUUCGACCGGGAGGCUCCGAAAUCAAAGGAUCCGCUGCUUCGGAGAUAUCGAGGUCAAGGACUUCAACUCUCAGGAUAAAUAGUCCACCAUUCGCCUUGAAUGCAGAAGAAUUCAAGCAGAUGAAAAGCAUCCUAUCUAUCACCAAUCUACUCAGACUCAAACUUUGAACCUCCGCUUUCGAACUCUAUCCAAUGGCUUCACAACAAGAGAAGACUCAAGCCACGAUCCAGGCUGUGCGCGAAGUCGCAAAGGCCCAUGGAAUCCUUAUGAACCCACAAGAUGAAAUGGGAUACCUCCGUGUGGUUCGCGCCGCGCAGGAGUCAGUUGACUUCGUCGAGCGUAUGAAGGACUUUGUUCAUCCGCGACUUACCCCGCUUGUCCCAGUCCCUCGGGCAUACACUCUACCGUCGCCAUCUGAGAAUCCCUUGAACGCCUGGAGUCAUCGUGCUCAUAUUGAAGCCGCAAAACUCUCAGAGGGCACCGGCUUGUUAGUUGGCAAGACAAUUGCCAUCAAAGACAGUGUUUCGGUAGCCGGAGUGCCGACAACUUGUGGCACCCAGCCGUUCCAUCUAUGCGAGGACAAACCUGCUCCUAUUCCGGACAUCGACGCCCCUAUUGUGAGCCGGGUUUUAGAGGCUGGGGCGUUGAUAACAGGUACCUCGACUUGUGAAAAUUAUUGCUUGUCAGCAAUGUCUUUUACCAGCGCCACCGGCCCCGUCGAUAACCCUUGGUUCAAGGGUUAUUCGGCUGGAGGGAGUAGUAGUGGAUCGGCAGCUCUUAUCGCCAUCAAUGCAAUCAACAAAUGGCGAAAGUCGAGAGGUCUAGUUGUUAAAGGCUUAGGCGAAGGGGUAGACCUCGCUAUCGGCGGUGACCAAGGUGGUAGCAUUCGAGUUCCCGCUGCAUACUGUGGCAUUUACGGCCUUAAGCCAACACAUGGUCUAGUCCCUUACACGGGUAUCGCCUCGCUAUUACCCCUGAUUGACCACUGUGGUCCAAUGGCCUCUUCCGUCCGGGACACCGCGCUUCUCCUUACGGUACUCGCCGGCUACGACGGUUUCGACCCUCGCAUGACACCUGAGACACCCCUUCGAUCCGCAGUCCCUCAGUAUCACGCCCUUCUGGACGAGCAUAUCUCCAAACGAACCGCAGCUGGUACCUGGACGCCCCAAGCGGCUGCUCGCGGUCUACGCAUUGGCGUCCUUAAAGAAGCUUUUGAAAUCGCCGGCAUCGACGCCGAGGUGGCCUCCGUAAUCCGUAAAGCCGCAUCGCGCUAUACCUCGCUAGGUGCUUCUGUCGCCGAAGUCUCAAUCCCAUUACACCUCAUCGCACCCCACAUUUUCACGGCAGCAACCCGCGCCUACGCCGGCGACACGCUGAUUUUCAGGCCAGAAUCGGCAACCGCAUCGACCCUUCCCUUUCCGUUUCCUGGUGCCCCGGCCCCAAACCCCAAUCAAACGUGGUAUGACACAAUGACAUGGGCAAAUCCGCUCGUAGUUGGUGGACUAUUCAGUGGCGAAUUUCUGCUAGAUCGGAAAAGGUAUCCUGAGAGUGUCCGUGAUAAGGCCAUUCGACAUGUUCAUGAGUUACGCGCUGCAUACGAUAGGGCGUUGCAGGACUUCGACGUGUUGAUCAUGCCUACGAUGCCGACUGUGGCUCCGCGACAUGCGCCGGCGGAUAUGGGGGUUGCGGAAAAGGCGGGGUUCGUCCUGGCGAAUACGCUGAAUACGUUACCUUUUAAUGUUACUGGCCACCCCGGGUUGUCUAUGCCUGUUGGCUGGGGAAAAGUCGAGGGAGACGGAAAGGAGAAAUUGCCGGUGGGUAUGCAGAUUGUGGGAAAAAGAUGGAAUGAGCGGAUGAUAUUCCUCGCCGCUGCCGCUUGGGAAGUUGGUGGGCUUGGGUUAGAUGAGGAGUAGGGUGGAAGAUAAGAGUUGAAGGGGGGGGGU